Pocillopora verrucosa is the source of this 1107-nucleotide messenger RNA. RefSeq names its product ras-related protein Rap-2b. Gene Ontology annotation, molecular function: GTPase activity; GTP binding. The record is from RefSeq and is a predicted model, not a curated record. NCBI's taxonomy places the organism in Eukaryota, Metazoa, Cnidaria, Anthozoa, Scleractinia, Pocilloporidae.
CUUGCAAACGGGAAUCCCGCUUUAACUUUCAACACUUAAAUAGUGAUUUGUUGAGAUUAAUUGUAACUCUUAAGUUCUACUCCGAGAGAAACGACCUUAAUUUUCCUAUCCAGGAUGUUACGGAAGAAGGCGAAAUCGACUUCCGGUGUCUUCGAGGAAGCGGAUAAAUUUCGUCGAGCUAUUUAUCUUAACACAAUUACUGUUGCUGUUUUGGGAGAUUCUGGUGUAGGGAAGAGCUCAAUCAUUCGUCAUAUCGUAGGGGAGGCAUUUAUUCACGAACACGUGCCUACAGUAGAAGAAUUCUACGUGAAGCAGAUGACCUACAGAAACAAAACCUGUGAGAUUCACAUCAUCGAUACAUCGGGAACCUACGAGUUUCCUGCUAUGAGGCGAAUCGCUAUCCAAAAAUCCGACGCUGCAAUAUUAGUAUAUUCUCUGGACAAGCCGGGGUCCUUCACAAAGCUGGAAAGACUCAUGGAUGAGAUAGAGAGCUGCUGUGCCGACAGAAAUCGUCGAAUUCCAGUCAUCAUCGUGUCUAACAAGACCGAUCUUCCUAAUUUGUCGGAGCCAACCUUUGUCACCACGAGUGGCGAGCGAGUUAGCGCCUGUGAUCAUCUGGAGGGGAAAUGGAAGUGCCAAUGGCUGCCAUCUUCGGCCAGAUUCAACCUCAAUAUAGAUGUGAUACUUCCUAAACUCUUGGAUAAACUGUCUCCAGAGAAAACAUUUCAGAGAAAUAACAGCCAUAUUUGGAAACGCAGAUUCCGUUCACGUUCAGAUAAAAGCUGAGUGAAAAGCUCAUUGUCACUUCAUCCUGGCGGCUCCAAGUCACUUGUUCACUGGAGGACGACCGAGAAGAAAUGGAGAGGAGGACAGGGGAGGAAAGGAUACGUCUUUCAGAUAUUUCGCAAUUUGCUUGGCUGGUGUACUUCUUAGAUGACCCUUGCCUCAAGCAAUUUUUUAUUUUGUAAAUGACUGAUUUUUUCGUUAUGGCUGACGUGCCUUCCGGUCGUUACAUUGGUUUUACGCCAAAGAUACCUCGGGGACGUGCUGUUUCCAACAGUGUAUGUAACAAGAAAGGACAUCUGAACACAAUUUUAGUUUUGACUG